CAGACAUCACGGCUUACGUCAUAAACGCGCGCUCCGCUGAGGUGGCUUUAGAGAGGUGCUUUUCUGCGGCUGCUCACCUGAAAUCCCCGCGGCAGCUCUCGCCAUGACAAAACUUCUGGAGUGGCUGUUCGGUGGGUCCGUGGUGGGAGCAGUCUGGGCUUUGGUCUCCUUCGACCUGUUGGACCUGAGCCUGCCUCAGACUUACAGAGAGGUGGCCUGGCCGAUGCCUCUAUACCUGCUGGUUUCAUUCGGCUGCUACUCGCUGGCCACGGUGGGCUACAGGGUGGCCACCUUCAAUGACUGCGAUGAGGCGGCCAAGGAACUGCUGGAGCAGAUCCAAGAGGCCAAAGUGGACUUAAAGAAAAGGGGCCUAAAGAUGUAGAAGAAAGUGAGAAUGACUGUGUAGAAACCUUAGAGAGACUAAACGGGAUGCACGGACUGUUCAGAUUGUUUAGGAUGUCGGAUGAAACACUUUUCUCCGAACCGUCACCCUUUUUUUCUUUUGUUUCCAGCAGACAUGCUCGAACAUCAAUCACAGUCACCCAUUAUGCAGCUAUUCUUCUUAUUCAGUCACCUCUUGCAGAUUGGAUAUUGAUCAAAUGGGCUUCAGGAAAUUAGAAAUUAUCAGCCUGAUGGAUGUUGUCUGGGUUUCUUGUAAGUGACAGCACAUCAGUGUGCACCAUGGAGCCACAUGUUUAAUAUUCCUACCAUUAAAAGACCUCUUUCAUGAAGUGAAACAUUAAACUACACCAGCUGGUUUGAAGAUGUUUAGAGCUGUUGGUUUCACUGCAUGACACACCUGCAACCAGAUUCUUUAAAAAUGAUUAAAACUGUUACACAGUAGUGUAUUUUGUUGCUAAAUGCACACACUUAAUCCCCUCCGACUGUCACUGGUCAGAAAAAAGAUAAAAUCACUAAAUAUUGUCCAGGGAUUUGUGCUUGUUUGUUUGGACUUUAUUUAUUCUGUAAAGAAGUGUACAUUCCAUUGUCCAACUUUCAGACUUGUGCCCUGUAUGUAUCGCUGAAAGUUAAUUAAACUGCAUUCUAUUUUCUGCAGUU
Pungitius pungitius (ninespine stickleback) is the source of this 1059-nucleotide messenger RNA. RefSeq names its product dolichyl-phosphate mannosyltransferase subunit 3, regulatory (gene dpm3). The record is from RefSeq and is a predicted model, not a curated record. Gene Ontology annotation, biological process: GPI anchor biosynthetic process. NCBI's taxonomy places the organism in Eukaryota, Metazoa, Chordata, Actinopteri, Perciformes, Gasterosteidae. Gene Ontology annotation, cellular component: dolichol-phosphate-mannose synthase complex; endoplasmic reticulum membrane. Bases 104 to 382 code for a protein of 92 amino acids. The transcript has 2 exons.